AUGUUUAAAGUAUCCAAAAGAUAAUUGCAACAAAUAUUAACUUCUGCUUUAAAUAAAGAGGAUGAAAAUUGUAUGGAUGAGUUAAAAUCAACAAAGCAGUUUGUAGAAUCUCUAAAAUCUAAUAUAAAUCAAGGAUUGGGAGAUAAUGAGAUAAGUAUAAGAUAAUAAGUAUUUGGAAUCAACGAGAAGGAGAGAUUCAUACCUCUUAAUUCAAUGAGUAAGAUUUGGAGUCUAAUAAUUGUAAAUAAUGAAUAUAAUAUAGCAGAGACCAAAAACAAUAUUUUUUUAAUGUAUGUCUCUAAUGGCAUUUAUUUUAACCUACCUAUCAACCGAAGGAGUUUUUACAAAUGAAUGGAUAGAAAGGGUUAUUAUAUUUGUAAUAAUUUCUUUGAAUCCGAUAAUAUUAUCAGCAAUUCAAGUAAAUUUAUAACAACCUAACCAAGAUAAAAAUCAAUGAUAGUAACAAAAAAAAUUCAUAUAUUCAAGAUGAAUAAUAAAAAUAAGUCGUAGUUUUGAGGAAUGGAAAUGAGUAGACUAUAAUAGCUAGGGAUUUAGUAGUUGGAGAUGUUGUGAUUUUAAAGUAGUAUGAUAAAGUGUAUGUUGACGGUUUAAUCGUGGAAUAAUCUAAAUUAUGUAUUUAUGUAUAUAUAUAUUUAAUUAUUAUUUAUUUAGGAAGGCUUUUUAACAGGAGAGAUUUUGGGUGUUCCUAAAUUUACAAUAGAAGAGGGAAAUCAAGAGAUUGAGCCAACUUCUUUGAGUAGUAGUCAUUUUGUCUAUUCAGAAAGCGAAGUAUUGAAAGGUUAGGGCAAAUUAUUGGUUUUGGCAGUUGGUGAAAAUGUUCAUGGUUUUAAAUUAUAAAGUUUAUUGGGAAAAUUUGAAGAGGGAGAACCAGUUAUCUAUAAAUCAGUAGAAAAUAUUUCAUCUAAAAUGGAAAUAAUAGGGUUUUUAGGUUCUCUAAUUGUAAUCAUUAUGGUACUGAUCAGAUAUAUGGUUCAAUAUUAAAACUCAAUUUUAAAUGGAUAUUGUACAUUAUCGAAUAUUUUGAACUUUAUUAUAGUUUUAUUAUCAUGGAAUUCAUCAAAAGCAUUGAUAAAUCAUUAUAAAAUUCAAUAAGCUUAAACUUUAAAGAAGAUGUUAAAUUCAAAAAAUUUAGUUAGAAUGUUAUAAACAUUAGAAAAUUUGCCAUUCAUGAAUAAAGUAUUUUUCAUUUUUUAAUAAUCAAGUUAAUUAUUGGUACAUCAUCUCUAGAUGAAAAUAAAAUGGUUGUUGAUAGUUUUCUAAAUGAUACUGAUGGACAAUUAACUUAAUCGACAUUAGACCAAUUUCCAUAAGAAUUUAAAUAAGCCUUAAUUGAUUGCUGUUUUAUAAAUAACAAUCCAGAAAAAGAUUCAAUAAAUUCUAUAACAGAAGAAGCAUUUUAUUAGCUAUCCUAAGAAUUACAAAUUGAAGUAAAAGAGAGAAAAAGUAAAGUGACUCAUUUAAUCCCUUAUACAAGUGCUAGAAGGAUAAGAGUAAGAAUUUAGAUUUAUUUAAUUAGGGAUGCAUUAUUCAAAAUAGCAGAAUUUGUCUGAAGGGAGCAAAUGAUGUAAUAUUGAAAUCAUCAAAUAGUUUUUAUAGUUUAAAAGAUGGGAUAAUUCCUAUGAAUGAUUUUGUAAAGAAUAAGAUAGAAUAUAAUUUAAAGUAAUUAAGUUAAAAUGCUGGUGUAAUUAUAGCAAUAGCAUUUAGAGAUAUAGAUUUAAAAAAUGAAAAUAUUGAAGAAUAGAUGAAGAAGAACAAUUUUAAAUAUGAAACAGAAAAUUUGACAUUAUUAGGUUUUUUUUUAAUCUCAUCUAAAUUGAAAAGUGAAGGGAAAAAGGUUGUUGAAGAAAUUUAAUAAGCAGGAGUGAAAGUUAUUUUGAUUGGAGGUGAUAAUGAAAAGUUUAUAAAGAACAUAGCUGAAAAGACUGGGAUUAUGUCUUAAGACUCAAAAAUUACAGAAGGAAAUUAUUUUACAGAAUAAUUAAAAAAUAAAACAGAAAAUUUUAUUAAAGAAUUAGAAGAUAUUUGUGCUAUUAGUAGAGCACCUCCCGAAGUACAUUACUAGAUGGUUAAAGAAUUACAAUAACUAGGACAUGUUGUAGGAGUAACUGGUCAUUCAUUACAUAAUAGUAAAUAUUAAUUUAAUUUUAUAAAUUAGUUGAUAGUCUAAAAUAGGCUGAUGUAAGUUAUUGUAUAGGAAGUUCAGAAGCAGAAUUAGUUAAAGAGAAUUCAGGGAUUUUUUUGUUGGAUAAUAGUCUUCAUUAUAUUUAUCUAGGGAUCAUUUUAGCUAGAAAUCUAUUGGAUUCUAUUAAAAGACUAAUUCAAUAUUAAAUUACCACUCAUUUAUCAUUAAUUAUUAUUUUAAUCGUUUCAUUAACUAUUAGUGAUACUAUUAUAAUAACUCCACUAUAAUUUGUUUGGAUUAAAUUUAUAACUGAUUUAAUUUCUUCAUUUGCUUUGUCUAAUUGUAAACCAACUACUAAAUACUAAAAGCCUCUUAAUAAAAAAGGGUUUUUAAUAGAUAUUCUUCUUUAUAUCCACAUUAUUAUAUUAUCUGUCUAUAUCAUAGCUGUAUGCAUCUUAUUUGUAGAUUAAGUAUAUUUAUUUUAAUCUAUAUCUAGUCUUUAAUGGUAUUCAACAUUUUUGUAAUUACAACAUUGUUUAAUUUGAUAAAUUCUCGUAUGGUUCAAUUAGAGAUCAAUAUCUUUAAAGGAUUUUGUGGUUCUUGGAUGAUUUACAUUUCAAUAAUGAUUAUUGGAAUGCUUCAAUAUAUCAUUGUGGAAUAUGGAGGAAAAUUAAUAUAAACAUUUAAUGGUUUAACUCUUUAAUAAUGGUAAUUUAAAAUUUUAAUAUAAAAAGGCUUAUUUGUAUUGCUAUUGGAUUUGGUAGUAUAGUUUGGAGAGCUGUACUAAUUAUGUUCAUCAAACCAAUUCUUGUUAAAAAAAUCACUUCUAUUAAUUAAAAGAUUAACAAAGCCAAAUUAAAGGCUAAUUGAAAUAAUAUUAUACAGUGC
Molecule: messenger RNA, 3031 nt
Organism: Paramecium sonneborni
Lineage: Eukaryota; Ciliophora; Oligohymenophorea; Peniculida; Parameciidae
Source: the annotation of a GenBank genome assembly